Messenger RNA from Taeniopygia guttata (zebra finch), 2026 nucleotides. The record is from RefSeq and is a predicted model, not a curated record. NCBI's taxonomy places the organism in Eukaryota, Metazoa, Chordata, Aves, Passeriformes, Estrildidae.
GCCCGGUCCUGUGCCCGCCAGCCGUGUCCCCGUGCCCGCAGUCCCGUAUUGUCACCCUCCUGUGCCCUCACCCCCCGUGUCCCCACCUCAGUGUCCCCCACUCCCAUCCCCGAGCCUUCCUCCAGCCUCUCCGUGUCCCCAUGUCCCCAUGUCCACCUCCUCCCGUCCCCACCUCCCUGUGCAUCCCUGUCCCCGUGUCCCCCUCCGCAGGAGGCAGAAACCAUGGGGGGGACCCAAGGGUGCUCUGGGGGACACCCAGGGGUGCUGUCACACGGUGUCCCCCCCCCCGCAGCUCUGGCCGCCGCCUCCCCCGGCGGGGACGAGUGUCCGGAGGAGGAUGAGGAGGAGCUGGAGCCGGGGCUGGACGAGGCCGAGGCCGAGCCCGGGGCCGGGAGCGGCGCGAAGGCGGCGGGGGCGGCCCGGGGGGCGCUGCUGACCCGCAGGGGCAUCACCCUGAGGGUCCUGCUGCGGGACGGGCUCCUGGAGCCGGGCAGAGGCGUCCUGUCCAUCUACUACCUGGGCAAGAAGUUCGUGGGGGACCUGGGCUCGGACGGGACAAUUACGUGGCAGGAGACGGGGCAGGUGUUCAACUCCCCGAGCGCCUGGGCCACGCACUGCAAGCGCCUGGUGAACCCCGCCAAGAAGUCGGGGUGCGGCUGGGCGUCCGUGCGCUACAAGGGCCAGAAGCUGGACCAGUACAAGGCCGCCUGGCUGCGCAAACACCAGCCCAACGUGCCACCCCCCGAGGAGGUGGGACCGCCGUCACCUCCCCGUGGCACCCCCAGGGCAGGGGGCGAGGUGGGUGCCAGCCCCGUCUGCUCGCAGAGCUUGGCCAGCGAGGGCGAGGAGGAGGAGAUGCCCGAGGAUGAGGAGGAGGAAGCGGCCAGGGAGGGUCGGGUGGCGAUGCCGGAGCCGGCGGCUCCCAAAAAAGCGGAGGAGAGGAGCAAGAAGCAGCAGGGCAGGAGCCUGGCGGAGCCGGCGGGGACGGAUGUCGGUGCCGCAGGGAAAAGGAUGGAGACAAAACCCCGGGUGCCCGUCCGCUACUGCACCCUGGGCACCCGCGACUCGGCCAGGAACCCCCAGACCCUGGUGGAGGUGACGUCCUUCGCUGCCAUCAACAAAUUCCAGCCCUUCAACGUGGCCAUCUCCAGCAACGUCCUCCUGCUCCUGGAUUUCCACAGCCACCUGACGCGGAGCGAAGUGGUGGGGUACCUGGGGGGGCGGUGGGACACCAACACCCAGUUGCUGACGGUGCUUCGAGCCUUCCCGUGCCGGACCCGCCUGGGCGAUGCCGAAGCCGCGGGUGCCGUGGAGGAAGAGAUCUGCCAGAGCCUGUUCCUGCGGGGGCUGUCGCUGGUGGGGUGGUACCACAGCCACCCCUUCGGGCCCGCGCUGCCGUCCCUGCACGACAUCGACGCGCAGAUGGAUUAUCAGCUCAAGCUGCAGGGCAGCGGCAACGGCUUCCAGCCCUGCCUGGGGCUCAUCUGCGGGCCCUUCUACCACGGCAACCCCGGCGUGGAGUCCAAAAUCGCGCCCUUCUGGGUGAUGCCGCCGCCAGAGCGGCCCAACGACUACGGGAUCCCCAUGGAUGUGGAGGUCACCUACAUCCAGGACGGGUUCCUCACCAACGACGUCGUGCAGGAGAUGACGCUGCUGGUGGAGUUCUAUAAGGGAGCCCCCGACCUGGUGAAGUUCCAGGAGCUGUGGAGUCAGGAUCAGACCUACCUGGACAAGCUGAAGGGCUCCCUGGCCUCCCGCACCCCAAAAGACCAGAGCUUCACCCACGUCCUGGAGCAGAUCUUCAGCCUCCUCAAGCUCAGUGGGUGAGGGCCCGGGGCCCCUCGACUCGGACCAGGCGCCUCCCGCAGCCCGGGCGGGGCUCAGCCCCGGGGCUCACCGGACCCGCUGCGGGGCAGCUCCCGGAGCCCCCCGCGACCCCGCCGGCCCCGGGGCGGCCGUGCCGGGGCGGCAGUCUGUGGCUCAGUGGCUUGUGGAAGUGGUAGUUUGAUUAAAGAGCAGUUCCUGA